Molecule: messenger RNA, 2507 nt
Organism: Hemibagrus wyckioides
Lineage: Eukaryota; Metazoa; Chordata; Actinopteri; Siluriformes; Bagridae
Product: dr1-associated corepressor
Exons: 5
Coding region: 159-578 (139 amino acids)
Biological process (GO): transcription by RNA polymerase II; positive regulation of transcription by RNA polymerase II; negative regulation of transcription by RNA polymerase II
Cellular component (GO): nucleus; negative cofactor 2 complex
Molecular function (GO): RNA polymerase II general transcription initiation factor activity; transcription corepressor activity; transcription coactivator activity
Source: RefSeq, a predicted model, not a curated record
GUUUGUGGGCGUGGCCUCCGUCUUGAUCACCUCCACUUCUCGGCUUUCUUCACUUGAGAAGCUGGACUUCCUGUGAAAGGUAAACAAAUGGAACGCCUAACACAAAACUGUCAAAUUCGUCAAAAUGUAACCCGCAAACGGGUAUUUAAAGGACCGAAAUGCCUGGACAGAAAAGAAAAUACAACGUUCGUUUUCCACCCGGUCGCAUUAAGAAAAUCAUGCAGAAAGACACGGAGGUGGGCAGAAUGGCCACUGCUGUUCCGGUCAUUAUAUCUAAAGCUCUGGAAAUGUUCUUGAUCUCACUGCUCACCAAGACCAGCUUAAUCACUCAGUCCAAGAACAGCAGAGUCAUGUCCAUCAACCACAUGAAACAGUGCAUUGAGUCUGAGAAGCUGUUCGACUUCCUGAGGGAGCUUGCAGAUCAGGCCUCUGGCUCGGCACCCGCUAAAGAGAGCAAAGCCAAGGGGAAGUGUUUGGGGCACAGAAGUGGCACAACAUGUCCAUCAAAACCAAAUCACCAGAGAAGGAGGAGCUGCCCAAGAGGCAUAAUACUGAGCCUUCAGACUCCUCUAGUGUAGGAAAAUAUUUUUAAAACCUUUCCCAAAACCUUUUUAAUGUCAUGCCUUAUGCUUGAGACUCGGUUUAAAACAAUAUAGGUUCAACUGCCAUUGAGCUCUGCAUUGAAAAUGUACCUGCGUGAACAUCAUUCAGCUCUCUGGACAAGCAUUAAUUCAGUUUAGUGUGUGUGUGUUGGGGUUUCUGUGUAUGUUUUGCUCAGCCUGUGCUUGAUUUCUUUCCCAGGAGUCUGAGCUUGUCAUCUGCUUGGAGACACAGUCACCUUGAUAACAGCCGCUGACAUAGUGAGUCCCGCUCUUAAGAUUCAUUCAUCGAUUCUACUGUACGGGCUACAAAGGAGCAGGACUUGGAUCCUCUCAACAUAUGCUACACACUAGAUAAGAGGAAAGAAUAGUCUGCAUAAGGAGGUAUUCUCCACAUUUCAUCAGCUAUUAUACUGCCGUCCAAAUGUCAUUGCAAUUUACUCUUCUAGCUGGCUCUGUAGCUCACCUCUGUGACAAAAAAUACUCCAGCAAUAUUUAUGAAAACCCAACAUUUUCUUUUAAUAUUCCCCCCCCCAAAAAAAUUUUAAUUUGUAAUUUUUUUGCUACUAAGGCAGAAUUAAAAUGCAAAGAAAACUAAAAUGCGUAGAAUUUUGAUAAAACAAAAAUGUCUAUCUAUUUCUAUAUAUAUAUAUAUAUAUAAUGUGUGUGUGUGUGUAAAAAUGGUAAUGCAGAUAUCUUGUUCAUGACUUUAGUAAGUUUUAAAUCCUUUGUAAGGAAUAUGAUUUUUGUGUUAUUCUAUAAAGAGGGAGAUAUUUGUUUUCUAUUCUGAGCACUACUGCUACUUUUUCUUUUCCUCUGUUGGAUAUUCAUAAUUGUUGUUGAACCUGCGACUGUCUAACAUGUUAAAGAGCUAAUGAAAGAUCAAUGCUAUCAAAACUACAGCACUGUUCCUUAACCAGAUUUAAUGUGCUAUUCAUGUAAUCCAGAAGAAAAUGGGCUUUGGGGAGAAUACACAUAAGAGGAUGUAUUUUAUAGCUACAACACUAUGUAUUGUUUUAAGUUUUGCUGUAAAAAUGUUCUGUGGAUGUUACAUGAUUUUUGAAAGCCAUUUUCCGUUCUUACUCAAUAUUUAACAAAUCACUAAUAGAAUCAGAGGAAAAAGAGAGUUAUAUAAAAGGAGUGAGAGGAUGAUGAAAGUCAUUUUAAGAAUGCGAGUUACAGUUUCACCCCGUUUCCAAAUUAUGAUGCUGAGGUAAAAUAAAUAAAAUCAGAUUUCUAUAGACCUAGAGCAUUUCCAUAUUUAAAAACAACUUUCUUUCAUUCCUGAAAUGAGUUCAUAUAUUUUUUUUUCGUCUCAUCUUCUGCACGAUGCCUUGAGGAAAACUGUUCAUUUGAAUGACAUCAGGUACAUAAAACAGACAAAAUAUGCUGGGGAAUGAAUUAAAUGUAUACAAAAGCAGUCAUGUGGAAGGAAAAAGAAAAAAAAAAAUGCCCACUUGCACAUUUGAAACAAAUUUGAAUACAUCAAUCUGAACAUACAAGCCUAGGUCCUUUUCUGAGAAUAAAACAUUUCAAGCAAAUAUCACAUAAAUUAUAAUACCAUAUGAUAUCAUGUUGAUAACCAUUUAUAGAAAUGAUUUUUUUUCCUAAUUGUUUUUUUUUUUUUGUCAUAUCUAAUCAGAACAAAAUUUAGUGGUUUGACAAUUCAUUUUACUUUUCUCAGUCCUACAUGACAAACGGAUCCAUAAGUUAAACUCUCAAUCCAAAGAAGGCACAAGUCAAGUCUGCCCCUGUCCAGACAAGGUCAGGAGGUGAGAGUGCCAAAUGUAGAUCUUACUGCGCUACGAUAAAUGAUGAUACAUGAAAAGAAUGUCAAUACCUUACCUCAUGUCAAUCAUUGUAACUAUACAUUUCUUUUCUGAUUUUUGGAUUUUUUUUUUUUUUAAA